AGCAGCAGCAUCGGCGGCCGCGGGUCGGGCCUGGGAUGCCAAGAUGGCGUCGGCGGCGUCGGUGUCGGUCUUCCCCGGCGUGCGGCUCCUGACCAUCGGCGACGCCAACGGCGAGAUCCAGCGGCACCAGGAGCAGCAGGCGCUCCGCCUCGAGGCCCGCACCGGGCCUGACGCUGCCUGCCUCGCCCUCUAUAGCCAAGAUGAUGUUUGCGUGUUCAAGUGUUCUGUGUCGAAGGAGACGGAAUGCAGUCGAGUGGGCAAGCAAUCUUUCAUUAUUACACUGGGGUGUAAUAGUGUCCUUAUACAGUUCGCAACGCCAAGUGACUUCUGCUCAUUUUAUAAUAUCUUGAAAAACUGUCGGGGCCACAGCAUUGAGCAGUCUGUGUUCAGUGAGCGUACAGAAGAGUCUUCUGCUGUGCAGUACUUUCAGUUUUAUGGAUACUUAUCUCAGCAGCAAAAUAUGAUGCAGGAUUAUGUCAGAACAGGCACGUACCAGCGAGCAAUUCUGCAGAACCACAGUGACUUUAAAGACAAGAUUGUAUUAGAUGUUGGCUGUGGUUCUGGCAUCCUGUCGUUUUUCGCAGCACAGGCUGGAGCAAGAAAAAUCUAUGCAGUGGAAGCCAGUACAAUGGCUCAACAUGCAGAGGUUUUAGUAAAGAGUAAUAACCUCACUGACCGGAUCGUGGUCAUUCCUGGGAAGGUAGAGGAGGUCUCACUUCCAGAACAGGUGGACAUCAUUAUCUCUGAGCCAAUGGGGUACAUGCUUUUCAAUGAACGUAUGCUGGAGAGCUAUCUGCAUGCCAAGAAGUAUUUAAAGCCCAGUGGAAAUAUGUUUCCAACCAUUGGGGAUGUCCACUUAGCACCAUUCACAGAUGAGCAGCUCUACAUGGAACAAUUCACAAAAGCUAACUUUUGGUAUCAGCCAUCCUUCCAUGGGGUAGACUUGUCAGCACUUCGGGGUGCAGCAGUAGAUGAAUAUUUCAGGCAGCCUGUUGUGGACACCUUUGAUAUCAGGAUUCUAAUGGCCAAAUCUGUUAAAUACACAGUGAACUUCUUAGACGCCAAAGAAGCGGAUUUGCACAGGAUAGAAAUCCCGUUCAAAUUCCACAUGCUGCAUUCAGGUCUAGUCCAUGGGUUGGCUUUCUGGUUUGAUGUAGCCUUCAUCGGUUCAAUAAUGACUGUUUGGCUUUCAACUGCUCCGACAGAGCCUCUCACCCACUGGUACCAAGUUCGGUGCCUCUUUCAGUCUCCACUUUUUGCUAAGGCUGGUGACACCCUCUCAGGGACAUGCCUGCUCAUCGCAAACAAGAGGCAAAGUUACGACAUCAGUAUUGUUGCUCAAGUUGAUCAGACAGGCUCCAAGUCCAGCAACCUCCUUGACCUGAAAAACCCAUUUUUCAGGUACACAGGUACAACUCCUUCACCCCCGCCAGGCUCGCACUACACCUCUCCUUCAGAGAACAUGUGGAACACAGGUGGCGCCUACAACAUGAGCACAGGGAUGGCUGUUGCUGGGAUGCCCACAGCCUAUGAUCUCAGCAGCGUGAUUGCUGGUGGCACCAAUGUUGGCCACAACAACCUUAUUCCUCUAGCCAACACUGGGAUUGUCAAUCACACCCAUUCCCGGAUGGGAUCCAUCAUGAGUACAGGGAUUGUUCAAGGUUCAUCUAGUGGUCAAAGUGGAGGAACAUCAAGUGCUCACUAUCCUGUCAACAGUCAGUUCACUAUGGGAGGCCCAGCCAUUUCCAUGGCAUCUCCCAUGUCCAUCACAACCAACACAAUGCAUUAUGGGAGCUAAGAGACCCUCACCCCUGAUCCUCUGAACUGACAGCACCAGGAAACCAAAUGAAGAAGAAAAAAUUCCGCCCUGCCCACCUGCCUUCUGCACCUCAGUUUGGCAAUUGCUUCUCUGGAUUUCUUCUACCCCAUGUCUCCUCCCCUCCCCACCCCACCCCCCAAAAAAUUAGGCUUGCCAGAGAUGUUCUGACCCUUGUACAAUAGAAGACACCCCCCACUCGUUCUUUGAUAGCAGACUUGUACACUUUUUUAUGAAAUGUUGGAAACUUCAACUUGCUCAACCAUGACUGAGUUCCUGCGCUCACUGUGUCUUACAACCAAUCAUGUCGCUAGUGGUUAUCAUUCUUCAACUCUUCCAUGACUGAUCAGCAUUAGGCACAGGUUGUAGAGCAAAGCUGCAACAGGGCUUCUCAGCAGUACUGUGGACAGCCCAGCGGCAGUGCUAGUAACCUGAGCCUUCAUCCUUGCUCCCAGUGUUUUGAACGAAGGGCCUGCAGCUGGCUGUAGAGUGGGCACAGGCGAAAAUCCAGCUGCACAUCCUUCCAUCUACGCAUUGGUUUCUUUCACCCAACCCAACCUCUGGGUUCGUUGCUUUGCUAAGACUUAGGAGGAGGAAGUAUUUCCUGUCACGAGGGAAAAGCAAAGGCCGACAAGCCCUCAUGGCUGGCUUUGUGAGGAGUUCCGGCAACUUACUGCUGUAGAUCUUGGGCUUCCGGAAGAACAUCUGAGAUGAGAUGGACUGUUGUGCCACGAGUAUCUUAUCAGCCGGUCUGAUGAUUGCCUGUCUCGGGGGGGAAUCUCGAUGUAGCAUCAAAGGGUUAAAAAAAUUUAAAACAUGAAUGUACCAAAAAGAAAAAAAAGGUUGCUGGCUGAAAGUGAA
This is a messenger RNA of Lacerta agilis (Sand lizard), 2677 nucleotides long. RefSeq names its product coactivator associated arginine methyltransferase 1 (gene CARM1). The transcript is spliced from 16 exons. Gene Ontology annotation, molecular function: protein-arginine N-methyltransferase activity. Bases 44 to 1798 code for a protein of 584 amino acids. Gene Ontology annotation, biological process: peptidyl-arginine methylation. The record is from RefSeq and is a predicted model, not a curated record. Lineage: Eukaryota; Metazoa; Chordata; Lepidosauria; Squamata; Lacertidae.